UUUAUUUGUUGUUUUCUCAACUGAUCUUGUUCUUACUAAAUCCUGAGAUCCAAUUUUUUACAUUGUAGAAUUAGUUAUGGACACAAGAGGAGAUAGUUUGAAAGCUUCAUGCGCUCCAGCUACCCCAGGGAAGCCACAGCUGUGUCAAGAAACUACCGGGGUCUCUGUCCUUAGUGAAACCGGGCAGUUUCCUAAAUCAGCUUCCUGCGGUAGUUUGAGAAGUUCACCUGAAGCAAUCAAUAAAUUUAGUGGUCCUACAGAAACUUCAGCGCGGGGCUUCUCCUUGCAUUCUGUUGACAAAAACAUGCCCUUUUGUGAACUGCUAGCACUUGUAAAUCCAGGGGGUGCCGAGAAAAUAGCUUCUGUGUCAAACAGCUUUGUAGGUUCUACAGUACCUGCAACUCAGAUUGAAGAUGAAGAAUCAAAACAAGGGCAUGAAAAAACUUGUCAACCAAAAGAGGACAAACAACUUGUAAACAACACGGAAGGAGUUGUCCAGCAAAGUGAACAUUCAAGUGAUGCUGUAUCCAAACAGGUGCCAGAGCACAGCAACCCUGGACAAGGGAGCGACGUAAGUUUGGGUAGAGCUACACCAGCACAAAAAAAACCAAGGAGAAAGAGAUACAUGCCCAAAGUAGUGAGGGAAGGUCAGACUAAAAGAACCCCAAAUGUAAAGACUCAAAAACCUGUUAACCCCAAUGAUGCCUCGACACUCAAGAGAAAAUGCAUACAAAAGAAAGAAACUAGCAUUCCACCGAAUAUUGACUUUGUGGAUUUAACCGAAACAGAUGAAGAUGCUCCUUCAAAAACUCCAACCAACUUAACCAGAAACAUUCACCCAGAUACUCCCUCUACCACCUCGCUCAGCAGUAAGCCAAAGACAGCUUCCCGUCCCCGUAAACUCUGCAAGAGAUCGUUGAAUUUUGAUAUUUCUUCACAAGUGGGGGAAAUAAAAUCUUCAUGCGACCCUGCUGCAGAAUCUGAUUUGAAAUCACAAGCACAAGGUUCUUAUACAGAAAUUCAGUCAACUCUGCAGCUCGGGCAUGGACCAGAAGCAACUGCGGGGAAAAGCCAAGUUGAGCAUAUAUCCGAUGUUCAAAGCGGUAGUACAAGAGAUCCAUUUUGCCCACAGGUAACAAGGAAACUAGAAGGAAGCGAGCAAGGGGCUCUUCUACUAGAGUAA
Molecule: messenger RNA, 1183 nt
Organism: Daucus carota subsp. sativus
Lineage: Eukaryota; Viridiplantae; Streptophyta; Magnoliopsida; Apiales; Apiaceae
Exons: 3
Coding region: 77-1183 (368 amino acids)
Source: RefSeq, a predicted model, not a curated record